CACGGCCCAGCCCAGCCCGGCCCAGGCGGGCCCGAGGAUGCCGGGGGCGGCGGAGCGGCAGCGCCCGGCCGAGCGGCGGCCCCACUGACGGCCCCGCCAUGUCGGUGAUGGUGGCGAGGAAGAAGGUGGUACGGAAAUGGGAGAAACUGCCGGGCAGGAACACCUUCUGCUGCGAUGGCCGCAUCAUGAUGGCCCGGCAGAAGGGCAUCUUCUACCUGACGCUAUUCCUCAUCCUCGGCACCUGCGCCCUCUUCUUCACCUUCGAGUGUCGAUACCUGGCAGUCCAGCUCUCUCCAGCCAUCCCUGUGUUUGCAGCAGUUCUCUUCCUGUUUGCCAUGGCCACACUCCUGCGGACGAGCUUCAGUGAUCCUGGGGUGAUCCCAAGAGCCCUGCCUGAUGAAGCAGCCUUCAUUGAGAUGGAGAUUGAAGCCACCAAUGGGACUGUGCCACAGGGUCAGCGCCCGCCCCCACGGAUUAAGAACUUCCAGAUCAACAACCAGAUAGUGAAGCUGAAGUAUUGCUACACGUGUAAGAUCUUCCGUCCACCCCGUGCCUCUCACUGCAGCAUCUGCGACAACUGUGUGGAGCGCUUUGACCAUCACUGUCCAUGGGUGGGCAACUGCGUGGGGAAGAGGAACUACCGCUAUUUCUACCUCUUCAUCCUCUCGCUGUCACUCCUCACCAUCUACAUCUUCACCUUUGACAUAGUCUACGUAGCACUGAAAUCUCUGAAGAUUGGGUUCCUGAACACAUUGAAGGAAACCCCAGGGACUGUACUGGAGGUGCUCAUCUGUUUCUUUACCCUGUGGUCGGUGGUGGGGUUAACUGGGUUCCACACCUUCCUGGUGGCACUGAAUCAGACAACCAACGAAGAUAUCAAGGGUUCCUGGACUGGAAAGAACCGUGUGCAGAAUCCCUACAGCCAUGGCAACAUGGUGAAGAACUGCUGUGAGGUGCUCUGUGGGCCUCUGCCCCCCAGCGUCUUGGACAGACGGGGCAUUUUGCAGCAAGAGGAGAAUGCAGCUCAGGAGGAGACGUGCACACGGGGACCCAGUGCUCAAGAGCCCACUGCUGCUCAGGGCCCUGGUGGGCAGGCAGAAGAGAGCAGCACUCAACAGGAUGGCAGCCUUCCUCACCAGAGUGCCGUCCCUGUGCCAUCCCUGAGCAACGCUGAGAUGCCAGAGAAGAAGCAGCUAACAACUGGGGAGCUCCCAGCCCUAUCCCAGGAUGCUGGGCAAGCAGAGCACUAGCCUCUGCUUGAAAGGGAGAACUUUCUUGUAUUGUCGAAUCAAAGCUGGAAGUGAUUGAGGAGAGGAGGAGAUGGGCUGGAUGGCAGGCAAAUGAUUCCUCACGGCCGUUUUGCUUUAGUCAUUAUUCAUCUCGAUGUGCAGGCAGUGCGGGCUGGUGCUGAUCUUGCAUGGUGGCCAAGGAUAACGAGCACAAGUGGCCCACUGUGAUCACUGAGGGACACUCCCCACCACUGGCUGGUCUCCCUGCAGGCCGAGGCAGGAACUCUUGCUCUGCAGGUUGUCUUCAACGCUAAAUACUGGCUCAGUGGUCUGAGCUGUCCCCACGUCUGGCUCUGACUGAGCAGAUGACUUGUGGUCACACAGCUUGGAUGCGACGUUAGGGCCGGCCUGUGCCCUGCUGCUGAGGAAUCCUGAUGGGAAGGGGAAAGCGAUUUAUGGCAGUAACGUCCUCUCUCCCCUCCUCCCUCCUUCCUCUAAUCUGUGGCAUUGUUUUAUUGGUGAACGUGGCAGGGGUUGUUCAGGAGACAUUGCGGUGCCAAAAGGGCCCAAAAAACUGGGAAGGUGUUCUGCUGGCAGUGGUUUCUCAAGUCAUUUCCUUCCUGUGUUCCCUCCUCACACGACUCAGCAGGUGUGAGAGCGGUGGUGGUGUGGGCCUUCCUUGGCAUCUUUCCCUGCAGCUCACGUGUGCCGGGGCGGGGAAAGGAGCAGAGCAGCCCUCCUUCCUGCUGCUUGUCUCUGCGUGCACGGUGUGCCCAGCUGCCUCCCGGCCUCAUGCCAGGGCUGAAGGUGCUGUGGGUGCCUGCACCCUUCCCUGCCGGGCUGGGUCACACCGCUCAGCUGCUGCUCCAUGCAACCUCAGCCCCGAUUCUGUGUGGUGUUGUCGUGUCCCCGUGCCCCCCCCCUGCAUUUCUCAGACAUCUUUGACCGGCUUAUAGAGCCUUCGUACUGCCCUACUGCACGAGGAAGCAGGAGAGGUGGUGAAGGCCCUGAUACUAGUUUCCAAUCAUAGCUCUCCCUCUCUGGGGCCAUGCAGAGGCUGGAGCUGGAGGGAAGGUGUCUUUGUGUCCCAGCAGCUCACCAUCCCUCCCAUCUGGGUGUGCUCCAUGCUGCAGUACCCCCCUCAUUCCCUGUCCUUCUGCAUCGUGCUGCUUCCAGUAGUGAUGUGAGAUGGAGAGGAGGGCAGUCUGGUCCCUGCAGCUGCCUGCAAGGAGUUCUGGAGUCCUUCCCUGCGUAUCUGGAGUGGCCCCACUGCCCUUGCACACCUCUCCUGCCUGCACCAAUGCUCUACUGGGCAAAUCUCAAAGUCAUUGCAAA
Messenger RNA from Phasianus colchicus (ring-necked pheasant), 2564 nucleotides. RefSeq names its product zDHHC palmitoyltransferase 9 (gene ZDHHC9). NCBI's taxonomy places the organism in Eukaryota, Metazoa, Chordata, Aves, Galliformes, Phasianidae. The record is from RefSeq and is a predicted model, not a curated record. Gene Ontology annotation, cellular component: Golgi apparatus; endoplasmic reticulum. Gene Ontology annotation, biological process: peptidyl-L-cysteine S-palmitoylation; protein targeting to membrane. Gene Ontology annotation, molecular function: protein-cysteine S-palmitoyltransferase activity.